AUGGCAACUUGUGAAGAAGAGUCAUGCUCGAAUUUUCAAUCGGUUAUAUGUCUUCAUUGUAUGGGACGUUUAUGCAUCGAUCAUAUGGGAGUACACCAGACGACUCUUUUCAACAAAAUUCAGCAAGUCAAAGACGAAGUGAAUGAAGUGAGCACGGUCUUAGUGAAUGCAUCAAAUGCCAUAACCGAAGAACGUACGAAAGAGGAGAAAAAAUGGAAGAAAUGGCGUUCAGAAAAGAUCGCGGAUAUUGAACAACUUGAAUUGGAAUUAAAUCAACGAUUGAAAGAUCAAGUACAACAACCAUUGGAGGAAAUGUUGUCGAAAAAGAGUGUUAAUCGUCAAUUACUUGAUACGAUCCAAACCACUCUUGACAAGAUCAAAAAAGACAGUGAUUCUCUCAAAUGGAAAGACGAUCAAGUGAAGACUGGAAACGAAAUCAAGGUUAACAAACAAGCCAAAAAUGAGCAACAGUCUAGUGAAAACUCCGCUACUACUACUACCACCACGAAUACAACGCCGACUACGGUAAAAGUCAAGGCCUGGAAACCACGUAAUUAUUUCUUCACUUUGUUUCGAGAUAUCGGUAAAGAGAGUCAUACUAGAAUCAAUCAGUAUAUUCAGACUGAAAUGAAGAAUGAGGAUAGUAUGGAACAGUAUGGUCUUAUAACACUAGUGUAUUCAUAUCUGACAACCUGGCAUCAAACAAAAGCAAAACAUGAGAGAUAUGCCGAGUUAAUUUUGAAAAAGCAUAUCACGACUAUCAAACAGUAUAUUAAUGGAAAUCAAUGCCAACGAAAGGUUCUUAUUGCUAUGCAAUUCUUCGACGAUUUUCUCAAAAAGAAAGACUCUUCACAUGCUGAUAUGAUGAAUAUGCUUUUAUAUUUCUUUUCGACGCAUCAAUGUAUUUCUUUAUCUGAUGUAAUUGAUUGGUAUCAAAACGAUACCUUUGUCGAUCUAAUCUUAAAACAGAAGGUAAACAAAGAAUGGGCAGAACCAUUUUUUAAACAAAAUGCGCACCGAACUGUACUCACAGAGGUCACAAGUGUCAGUUCAACUUCAUCAACAAGUAAUCUAAACGAAGAAGAAAAUAAUCUAUCAGUUACAAAAACUCGUGAAAACGUUCGUAUGCGUAAGCCAUUCAAAAAAUUAGUUAAAUUCUUCAAAGACAUAUCGCUUACAAACGAUCAAGCUAUUCAUAAAUAUGUUCAAAUGCAAUAUAGUACUUGGAAUGACUCUUCGUCAGAAAAAAACACAUCGUUGCUGCUGAAGAAGAUCUCGGCUAUCAAACAUUAUCAAUCAGAUAAAAAUUUUCAAGCGCAAAUUCUAUUUGCUAUUGAAGUUUUUCUUUCCGAAAAUAAAAAGAAUGAUGUCUGGCAAAUCGAAGUGAUAUCCAUCUUAUUUCAGUUGUUUCUCGAACAAAAUUGUCUUGACAAGGAAUCGAUUAUGAAAUGGUAUAAUAAUGGUCAUAUUUAUAACGAAAUUUAUUAUAAACAAACAAAAGAUUAUGCUCGAGCAUUUGUUGAGCGAUUGAUUGACUUGGAUUAA
This is a messenger RNA of Adineta ricciae, 1545 nucleotides long. NCBI's taxonomy places the organism in Eukaryota, Metazoa, Rotifera, Eurotatoria, Adinetida, Adinetidae. The record is from the annotation of a GenBank genome assembly.